AAAACAAAGAGAGCCAUAUUCGAAGUAAAUUGCCUUUUAAAUGGCGGAUAUGUGUACAAUAACCAAAUUAUACAAAUGAUAUAUAGUAAUUUAUGCAUAUAAAUGUUUCAUUUAUCGUAAGAAAUGAAACAUAUCAGUGCUGUAGAUAAUGUAGCUAAUCUACGAGCGCUAGUUCGGCAUGAAUUACGUGAGAUCAGCAUUAAAGUGCCGAAACCUAAAAAAUCAAAACGUGCAACAAACAAAAUAAAUCAGGAUGUCACUAAUGAGCAGAUAUUUGGCAACCACCUGUCUGGAGUGCACUGUGUACAUGUCCCAGAAUGCGGAUAUGUGGCAAAGUUUCUUGUUGAAGCAGCCGAAAUUAUUAUUGACAACAUUGAUAGCGAAGGGGUGUUCAGAAAGUCUGGAGCUGUAAGUCGACAGAAAGAAAUCAAGACUCAGCUUGAGAGUGGGAAAGGCUUUGUUGGUGCCAACGUGUACGACGUGACGGCUCUGGUAAAGCAGUUCUUCCGCGAACUCCCUGAGCCCCUAUUCACCAGCGUGUAUCAUGACACGUUUAUACGAUGCUACCAGCUUGGAGACUUGAACCUGGCAACGAAGGCUGUGCUUAUGCUGUGUCUGCUACUGCCUGAUGAGCACGCCAGCACGCUGCGCUACAUCAUGAAGCUCCUGUCACGCAUCUCCGAGCACUCGGAGAAAAACAAGAUGGACUCUGCUAACCUGGCUGUCGUCCUUGCGCCAAAUCUAAUGCACAUGAACAGCAAGAGUGAAACCAUGAAGUCUGGUGAGGAGAAACUCCUGCAGGUGCAGACAGCGAUAGUGGAGCUGCUGAUCAAGCAUGCAGACGCUGUGUGCAUGGUGGACGAGGAGCUUGCAGAGAGGACUGUGUUCAUGUCGGAGGUGUUCAGUACUGACGAUGAGCUGGACGCCAGUGAGGACAACCUGGAUGACACAAAGGAGAACAGGAAGAAGGACAAGAAGAGGAAACGCAGCGGAUCUUUUCAAGGGAUUGUCAGCAGCAUAGCCCAGAGCAUCAGCAAGUGGCGACGCAGCACGGACGGUAAGACGAACACAAGCGGAGUGAGCAAUGGCAGCAACGUGAGUCAGUCAGGCCGCAAGCCGAGAAACGGUGAGGGAGAGGCUUACAACAACCAAGUGUUCCAGUUUGCACCCACUGACGCUACUCCUAUCAUGAAGCGCAACAAACACCAGUCUGCAGCGGGUUCAAGGGCGUUUUCUGCAUCAAAAAAGAAAGCAAUCCUUAAUCAGCUGCCCCAACAUGCAACCCUGGCCAGCACACCAUUUACUCCUGUCUCUAGCAAAAAACCACACCCAGGCAUGCAUCGCGCAGGCCAUGACAUGCCCAGUAUCCCUCCCAGACCAUACCAGACACCCCGGCAGAACUCAAAGUCACGCAAGAAGAUCACACUGUUCAGCCCUGCAAGUACAACCAAAAAGAAAAGGUACUCAUCUACCAGUAACCUCUCCAUGUCUUCCAACCUAAACAAAGCCGGCAAGUCCAAGAGCAUCUUCAGACGUCUCAGUGGCAGCAAGGGUGAUCAGGCCUUCGCCGGUGACGUUCAGAUCGGUCAGCGUCUAGCUGUGAGCCCGGUCUCCACUCAGAGUGCCCCAGUCAUCAUCACCUCUCGCAACACGACAACCUCCCCUAUAGCGGCCAUAGCACAUAACUCCUCCGUCUGCGAACAAUCCACCAUCUCGACUUGCAGCUAUGAAGACCGGAAUUCUCUCAAUGAGGGUUUCAUUCACACGGAAGAAAGGGAAGGCGAUAUUACCCGCAUCAUGUCAGAGCCAGCAAUCAACAGUUCCCGGGGGGACCAAAGGGAGUAUGUGAAUGUAGGGGACAUGCUAGCCAGGGAGAGUUUCUCCGAUUCCAUGCUAGGGGACAGUAGAAUGGAGACUCCACAGAACCACAGCCGCUCCCAGUCAUGUGACAGCAUCCUGGACGGAAGUACGAGAAGGUCCAGUUUGAGAAGGGGCCAGCCGAACUCUCUGAAAGCCGGUUUGCUGCAUGGCGAUCAGAAGGAGGUGCACAAGCUGAGGCGCAGUUUUGGCUUGGACAAGUCCGACAUUGGCUACCCCAUGCCAAUUAGUGUGGCUGAUGUCUCUCAUGAUGGCGACCAGUCCAUGCAGUUGGACUGCAGUGUGGAUCUGCUGAUGACAGACAAGAAUCCUGCCAACAUGACCAUUGUGGACAUGUCUGUAUUCAAGGACGUCAUGGAAGAUUCACCGGGGUCAGUCUCCCGCACCAAUUCUUCACUGAGUCUGACGUCAGCAAAAUCAGAACGAGCAGAUGAAGAAAAUGGUUACGAGUGUGACAACGAAUCCGAAGUUGGCUCAGUCGUGAGUAAAGCGUUGAAGAAAAAGCAUAUCCCCCUGAUGACUAUCGAGCCAAUGACUGUUAACAUGAAGACUGAUUGGACCAGUCAGGGUAGCAAGGAGGAUGGUCAGAAGUCCCUGGUGCACCAGAAACAGGAGAGUAAGGAUAGCCUACUGAGUGAGGCCUCCUCCGCCAUGUCACCCCUGGAGACCUUCAAGAGUCGUGAGAUGACACGGACAUUGUCGGCCGACAGUGGCAAGGGCUCAAUAUGCGAGGAGCCCCAGGAUAACGUUGACUCUACCCUCGAUUCUGUCUCAAGCUUGGUCUUAAACCAUGGUGUCAGCCCCAAGACAACUGUUGCCAUGGAAACCUUGUGCAGUCAUAGUAACAACCAUAAGACAAUUGUUGCUGUUGAUACUUGCAGUGUUAAAGAAUCUUUAGAGUAUGAGGAAGUUUCUACUGUACAAGGUUCGAGUUCUUCUCCUAUGGAUGUUAAUGAUGAUACUGAUGCUUUUUCCUGUGAGUCACCUUCGUUGAAAUCAAACCUUGCCCAGAAAUCGGUAUCCACUCAAGACUUGCAGCGCGAGACAGAUACUCUGCAGAGUCGGGUGUCUCGCUCCAAAAGUCUGUUGGAAACCAGUGUUACGCAGAAGAAAACUAACAUUAAACCGAACUUGCAGAUAUCAGCAGAAACACACAAGCUUCUAGCUCGUGCUGGCUACAUAAAGGAGCAGAAAACUGAGAUGCCAAAGACUGACUUUGAUUUCACAGUUCCUAACACAUUUCCCAUUAUUAAGCAAGCUGACUUUGAUUUCACAGUUCCUAACACAUUUCCCUUUAUAAAACAAGCUGAAAUGCUGAAUCCGCGCCGGGAAAGUAUAAUUGCUUUGCAGAAAAAUAAUGCUGGCCGUGUUAAGAAUAAUGUCCUUCAGUUUGACAAAAUCUCUGAAGAGCAGAAAGAGCUUGAAGUCAGGCACGCCUCUCCUUUAAGAUUCCCCAAUUCGACGUCUAGAAAACUGAGAACCCCAACGCUUUUUAACAGAAGUGCAAUCGCUUCAAACAAGGACAUCGAUGCAAUAAGGCAGUGCUUGAGCACUCCAAAAGAGAAGCUUCAAUUUGGCACGGCAAAAGUACCGAUUUCUACACAACUCAUCAAGCCUUCAGAUCCAGAUUAUACAUCAACAGAUGGGAAGUCUGGGACUGGUCUGAAAAGAAAACCCAGCAUUUACAAGGCUGAUCAUGAUGCCUCUAUUAGAAGACAACGAGAUAACAGCAAUACAGUUGACACAAUGGACUGUUCUCAUCUAGAUGAUCAUUCAUUUGACAUGUCAGAAUCAGUCUUCAGAAAUCAUCAGUCUUUUGAUAUGUCAGACUCUGUCCUAAGAAAUCAUCCGUCGUUUGACAUGUCAGAAUCUCUGUUUGGAAAAACAGGCCUUGAUCAAUCACUGCUUGAGACCAUCGCCAACGUUUGUUCUCCACUUAGUGAAAAAGUAAAAAUGAAACUUAACGAGGACAAAAUUGGAAAAGGUGAUAAAGAGAACAGCGCACAUGCUGCAGAAAUGCCCGAUUUAAAGCCAUCAAUAUUGGGAACACCGAUUUCCAUGGACAUGGUAAGAUUCAGGACAGCUUCAAAUAAAACGCCGUUAGAAAUCAUGAAGGUGGCCAGAUCUCCUAGGUCGCCAAUUAAGCCACUAAAACGACUCGGAUCAUCACCACAUUCGCCUCGCUCCAGAGUUCAUUCGCCAAAUCUUAUAAAAAACAGCAAUAGAUCUAGGCUUUCUACAAUCCCCAAUCAAAGUGACGAUUUGAACAAUUUGUAAAUUUUGAUGCUCAAUCUGGCUUGUAUUUGCUUUAUUUUGUGUGCAUGUCAAUUUUUAAAUUGUUGUAGAUUUUGUUUUAAACAAAGUCUCCAUUGUGCAAUAUACCUGACCAUAUAGUGGUGUAUUUUAUGCAGAAUGAAGUUUCUUUCAUAUAGAUUGCAAUUUACCCUUACAGCAAUUAAGUUUAUUGUUAUUUGAAUCACCUAAAAUGCUUAAUUUUUUUUCAAAUAUACAGUUUCCAAAACGUUCGUAUUUCUGUAAGGGUUUUGAUGAAAUUGUGCACAUGAAUAUAAUAUGAAUGACUGAUUUAAACAGUGUCAUGCACAAUUUGUAGAUUAAACAGGGUCAUGCAAAAUUUGCAGAAGGCGAAAUUUAAGUCUUUUCCAUCAAUAAUUUAUUACAAUACUGCAGUUAAUGUGUUUUUAAAUUAGCAGUGUAUGGGAAUAUGGGUCUUUUGCCAUUUGAGGCCAGCUUAGCUCCACAUCAGCUUGCUCAGUCUGGUCAGGAGCUUACUGGCUGAUUUUACCCUUUUCCAAUCAGAGGCAAACUGAAAAUGGCUAUGUGCAAACAGCAUAAAACUAGAACAGUUUGCGAGUAACUUGCAUACAGCCUGUAAGUAACUCGCAGUCUGUUCAGGUUUUAUGCUUUUUGCUGCUCAUCAGUAUCUUAGGGUAGGAAAUGAAGCCUUUAAAACUGGAAUCUAGUAAGAAAAGUCUUAAAUUAAAUUUUCUAAGGGACUACAAAUGCGUAAAAAUACGUAUUUUAGUGGUGAAGAGUUAAAGUCACUCAAGGUGUCAUUUGGGGAUGAGGUAGCAUCAGACCAAACUUACCAGAUAAGCUGGCUGGUCUGGGGCUAUGCUGGCUGCAUAUGCAUGGCAAAUGGUGGAUAAAGAAUCUUGUGAUAUGUUUGAAUAUGCUUAGUGUUAUUAGCCAGUUUUUACUUUAAAGCUACUUAGGUAUAUAACAUGUUAUUUAAUUUUGUAUAUUUCUUGAUUUGUAUUACCCUUUUACCAUUUUGUUAAAGUGAUUUUUUCCUCUGUACAAACACAAUGUGUAAAACAAUCAUGUGGCAUUUAUGGUAAAAAGUUUAUUUGUAUCAUAUGUAUACAAUAUUUUGUAUCAUUAUGGAAAGUGCAGUAAUAAUAUUUUCUGUGUGUUUAUUUAACAGUUGUAUAUAUUUGUUAAAUUAACUGCUAUUAUUUUUAGCCAUUUACUGAAAACUGCCCAUAAGUUGUUUUUUUAAUAACAUUAUGCAAUAUUUCAUUAAUUGCCAUUGUCACAAUUCAAUGCUUAAGGUUAAAAAUGUGUCUACAUUUGAAGUGACUGGAAGGAUUUUACAAAAUACUUUGCAUUUCAUUCCAUUACCAGAUAAUGUGCACUUACAAUGUCCUUCAAUCAGAGGUUAAGGUCAUCAUUCAUGCUCCAAGGUCAUGAUUAUUCCAAUCCACUAUCCACCUUUAUUGUUUGUAGUGUGUGUAUAACAUACAAUUCUCGCAUGCCUGUAUUAAAUGUGGACAGUUUUAUGUGUGUUGUGUACUUUGAAAAACAACUAACUUAUUGUGUGUAAUUGUACAUCUUUUAUACUAUAGUAUUAGUAAACGCUCAUAAAGUGAAUUUCUCUUGUCUUUAAAAAUCUUUGUCAAGGAUUCUAUUUAUUUUUGUUUAACCACUGAAGUGUCAGAGCUUAAUAUAUAUUGCAGUU
This is a messenger RNA of Dreissena polymorpha, 5857 nucleotides long. Its product is annotated as rho GTPase-activating protein 11A-like. The record is from RefSeq and is a predicted model, not a curated record. Gene Ontology annotation, biological process: signal transduction. The transcript is spliced from 10 exons. The coding region runs from base 124 to 4155 and encodes 1343 amino acids. Lineage: Eukaryota; Metazoa; Mollusca; Bivalvia; Myida; Dreissenidae.